This is a messenger RNA of Rhinolophus ferrumequinum (greater horseshoe bat), 1191 nucleotides long. RefSeq names its product translocase of inner mitochondrial membrane 50 (gene TIMM50). Bases 21 to 1082 code for a protein of 353 amino acids. Lineage: Eukaryota; Metazoa; Chordata; Mammalia; Chiroptera; Rhinolophidae. The transcript is spliced from 11 exons. Gene Ontology annotation, molecular function: phosphoprotein phosphatase activity. The record is from RefSeq and is a predicted model, not a curated record.
CCGCGUGGCGUCAGCGCAAGAUGGCGGCCUCGGUGGCGCUGGUCCUACGCUUGCGGAGCGGGCUCCGGCUGGGCGCGCGGGGGUUGUGCGCGAGGCUGGCAACGCCGCCCCCUCGGGCCUCGGACCAGGCCCAGGAGAUUGGGAGCCGUACCAGCAGUAAGGCCCAGGGGUCACAGCAGCAGCGGGGCACGGAGGGUCCCAGUUACGCCAAAAAAGUUGCACUCUGGCUUGCGGGGCUGCUUGGGGCCGGUGGGACCGUGAGUGUCGUCUAUAUUUUCGGAAACAACUCUGUGGAUGAAACUGGUGCCAAGAUCCCUGAUGAAUUCGACAAUGAUCCAAUUCUGGUACAGCAGUUGCGGCGGACAUACAAAUAUUUCAAAGAUUAUAGACAGAUGAUCAUCGAGCCUACGAGCCCCUGCCUCCUCCCAGACCCUCUGCGGGAGCCAUACUACCAGCCGCCCUACACACUGGUCUUGGAGCUCACCGGCGUCCUCUUGCACCCUGAGUGGUCGCUGGCCACUGGCUGGAGGUUUAAGAAGCGUCCAGGCAUUGAGACCUUAUUCCAGCAGCUUGCUCCUUUGUAUGAAAUCGUCAUCUUUACAUCAGAGACUGGCAUGACUGCAUUUCCACUCAUUGACAGCGUGGACCCCCACGGCUUCAUCUCCUACCGCCUGUUCCGGGACGCUACGCGAUACAUGGAUGGACACCAUGUUAAGGACAUUUCGUGUCUGAAUCGGGACCCAGCCCGUGUAGUAGUCGUGGACUGCAAGAAGGAAGCCUUCCGCUUACAGCCCUACAAUGGCGUUGCCUUGCGACCCUGGGAUGGCAACUCUGAUGACCGGGUCUUGUUGGACCUGUCUGCCUUCCUCAAGACCAUCGCACUGAAUGGUGUGGAGGACGUCCGGACCGUGCUGGAGCAUUAUGCCCUGGAGGACGACCCGCUGGAGGCCUUCAAACAGCGGCAAAACCGGCUGGAGCAGGAGGAGCAACAGCGCCUGGCUGAACUCUCCAAAUCCAGCAAGCAGAACCUCUUCUUCAGCUCUCUCACCAGCCGCUUGUGGCCUCGCUCCAAACAGCCCUGACCUCUGGGCCUCCUCAAAUUCAGUGCCUGGGUCCCAGGCCCCAGGCCGCAGUGCUUCCAGACCACGGCUUGGGCAGCCACAUGUCCAAUAAAAUCCAUCCCAGACGCCA